Messenger RNA from Porites evermanni, 8379 nucleotides. The record is from the annotation of a GenBank genome assembly. Lineage: Eukaryota; Metazoa; Cnidaria; Anthozoa; Scleractinia; Poritidae.
AUGAACAACACCGUGCGCGUCGAAGAAAACAUUUAUUUCGAUAUGGAAGUGAAAAGCGAAACUUGCGCAGGUGUUUAUGAGAAUAUCGUAAGCGAAGGUUCAGUGCCUGCAAUAAAACAAACAGCCUUUGAGAAGCAGGGGAAUGAGAAGAAAAGGGUUCCAAGACAAGCCACUCGUAACCGCCACACUCAGCCAGAUCCAGGGGUGGUUAAGCGACUGUUGUGCAUAAUCAUCGCUGUUGUUGCUGUUUUCUUUCUGAUCGCUGCUGCUACUUUGAUUUUAGCAGUGUUGGUGAUGAUGUUUCACACGGCUAAACCCGCCUCAGGAGAUUUUGCCUCAGUUCAAGGUAAGUCCAAUUGCCAGAUUUUGAACUUUUUUCUGUCUGAAUUCUUUGAAAGGUUCGUGGGAUAAAGACUUAAGGUCUUAGUUGUUUUGAGGUGUAGAUGUAGAAGAAAGGUCAGAGAGGAAAGGAGGAAAAGCCAUCUGCAGACACCUCCCUCUUUCCUCCCUAUUGACGCCUACGCCUGCUGCGUCUUCAACCGCAGUUGAAAAGUUUAUAUGAAUUCACUGUUCAUUUUCUCUUCGUUACCUCUGGCCACAGGCCUCCGGUGUUACGUUUCAAUAUCAAUUUAACAUAUAACAAAAAGAUCCUUGCAAGUACGUCGCUAUGAAUAUUUCCAUGCACCAAUAGAUUCGUUUCAGUGUCGAGAAACUGUUAGCGUGGAUAAAAUAACAAGGGUGAAACUGUUCAUGACACCUUACCCGGCUGAUAUCGCCAUCAGGGUUUCCGUAAGAGACACCCUAAACGUGCAAACAGGACAUUUAUUAUUUAUCUACUUUAACUUUUUAAUCCAUGCUAUCGUUCUUAAAUAGGAAGCACUUGAACAUCUUGUAACAGGUGGCUAGUAAAACGUGAACUUUAUUUAUGGGAUAACGUUUACAAGUGCAGCUUCGUGCUACUACAGGUUUUUAAACCUGUAGUAGCAGGUUAUUCCACCAGGUAAUCAACUUUGUUAACUUUCUGCAGGACGAUUUCAACUUUGUUUACUCUCUGUGUGUAUAAACUCGAGGUUGACAUACCAUGACCCUGGCUGAUAUUUAGGGACGUGAGUGAAUAACAUUAGCUCAUUGAUCCCUCCAGCUGAAAAGUUUUCUCCGCCCUGCAAGUGCAUCGACCCAGGAAUAACUUUAUCUUCCAAGAUCUCAAUUAUCUUCGGCGAGUUCAAAGUCAUGACUACCAAAUUAAUUCACAUGGAUUACAUUGUGUACCCACAAUACAAGAUCUAUUACACUAACUUUAAUUGAACUUUGUUACGACUUAAAACUGGGAAAAACGAUUAAGUGAAUCCUAGAUACCCCAAAAAAUUGUUAGUGUAUAAUUAUGGCCAAUGACAAUAUUUAAAAAAUGAAUGUUAAUUGACAAAACGUGUACUGGCCAAUUGCCAGCGUCUGUUGAAAUUAAUCCCUGUUUUUAUUUGGUAAUAAUUGAUACUCAAGAAUGAGUGGUGGUUGUAGAUCCAUCGCCGCAACUGGCAGUAAAGCAACAAACCAAUGCCACAAACUACUCAUGCACAUUCGUGAAAGACUCACACUGGCUUUUGUUUUUCUAGUCUGCCAGUCUUAUUCAAUUCACAAACGACAUUCUCUUUUUCAGUUGUUUUUUUCAAAUCUCACAUAAUAAACUCGGUGUUUUGAUUUCAAAUGCCCCAGGGAAGACUGUAUAUUCCCUAUCAGAAGAGAAUAUGAAAACCAAAACUUCUGCAAACAGAGUGUAUUGGGGAGUUCGAAAAUAGCCAGUUUCAAUUAUAAAUUACCUUGCAUUCUCUACGCGUUUACAACAAGCAACUGUUACAGUCAUGCCGCUUUAAUACUAUUACCUGUUUCGCGUGAGUUAAUAAGUGUAAGUUGUAGUUGAAAGUAAUGGCGUGCGUAUAUUCACAUGUACAGUUACUUACAUAACUUUAAAUUGUUCACAUCGAUCAUUCAGAGGAAUUCCAGCUAGCCGCGACCAUUGUAUAUAUUGUAUCGGGUAUGUUACAAUUUACGCCUGUAAACAAAACGUUAUGUCUAUUCCUGCUGUUAUAUAAUAGCUUAGUACACGUGAGCACGUGGAAACAAAAUGGAAGUUAUGGAGCGGGGCGGGGGGGGGGGUGGGGAAUUUUCGAGCCGCAGGAAUUUUUUUUCGUUAUCAAAUUCCUUGUAUGAAUUUCUUUAAGCCAUGGUAUGAAUAUUUUUUAGGGUUAAUUGGCGUGCAUGAAUUUUUUUUCAUUUAAUUUUCCCUUGCGCGAAAAUUUUUUCUGUGCUUCGCCCCCCCCCCCCCCCCCCCCCCCCCCCCCCCCCCCCCCCCCCCCCCCCUCCUCCCCCCCUCUCUCUGCUCUCGCCUCUUUUAUUUUUUCUAUACUUUAUAUUUUUAUUCUUAUUCUUUUUCUUAUCUUUACACUGUCCGCAUCUUCUUUCUGAUAUUCCUGCUGUUAUAUAAUAGCUUAGUACACGUGAGCACGUGGAAACAAAAUGGAAGUUAUGGAGCGGGGCGGGGGGGGGGGGGGGGGAUUUUUGGCCCCGCGGGAUUUUUUUUUCUUUUUAAAUUUCUUUGUAUAAUUUUUUUUAGCCCAGGGUUUAAAUUUUUUUAUGGUUAAUUGGGGGGGUAGAAUUUUUUUUUUUUUUAUUUUUCCUUGGGCAGAAUUUUUUUUUUGUUUCUCCCCCCCCCCCCCCCCCCCCCCGCUAUAACCUUUCUAAUGGUCGGUUCGUAAAGGGCUAUGUUACGCUAAUUGCUAUCUUUUAAAAAGCUAAAACUUUUUAGCCAGCCUGCUUUGCAGCCGGCUCACGUAUCGCGUGUUGUAUUGAGUGAUAUAGGAAGCUCCAAAUAGAAGGUUGAGAGUGUCUGCGAUGCAGGCUAAAACUGGCAUAAAUUAAAUUCAAGUUGGUCAAGUUUGGUCCAGUUUUAUUAUUCAAGACUUUACUUAGGCAUCUUUGCCCACGGAUGGAAGAGAUGAACAUGGACUAAAACUUGAAAAAGUUAGAUCACUUUUUUCAAAUUAUGUGCCUGCAAAAACCACCAAAAAAUAUUAUAAUUCAUGCUCGCUGAUAAGUAAGCAUUUUGUGUAUGGGAAAAGUCACUUAGUUAUUAUUGUCAGUUACCAAACAUUCGAUUUUAAAAAGGAAUUAAGUAGUGUAAAUCGGUUCGACUCUGUUCGCAAUCGGUAGCGCGAUCCAUCCCAAGGAAAUUUCAGGGGAUAGUGUCGUUCCAUAUAGAUCGUUUGGCGGACCGGUGUGAUCGGAAACUGAUCAGCUACAGGUUCCAUUUGAACAUUCCCGCUUCAGUUCCAAACAUUGCGGAGAUUUCGCCCAAAGGUUGAUUGGAAAAGAAACUUACGGUUUCGGUGACCCGCACUAAAACCCUAGGUUUAUUGAUCGCGAUUUCAUCCUUCGCUUGAAUCUUUGCCAGCCUGCCGCCUACCGUGAAACAUUUUGCCGCGAGAGAACAAAAAAUAAAUUCGUACCUAUGGCAAUUGAAUGGGUGCGAUUUUACUAACCGACGGCUUAGGAGGAUAGGAUCAGGAGCUAAAUAUAUAACGAUCAGAAGUCACGUUUCAUAAAAUUACGGAAAUUCCGUCCGCCGGAAAUGUUAGUUAAUAAGAUUACAUUCCAUCAAAAGUUCUGUUUUACGCCUCCCCUUUCUUCUAAUGCUUAAUUUUUUUAAACUCCAAGUUAGGAUUCUCCAGACGCCAAGCGAUACUUCCAUGUAAGGGUCAAACGGGAAAUUAUGGUGCCCCUCCCUGUGGAAGUAAAAGGGUUUUUUGUCUGGGAUAAGGUACAGAAAUCAGAGACUUGAAUCGCCCCAUGUACAGUUUUAACUCACAAUACCAUUAGAUUUUUGCUUGUGAAAUCUGGAAUCCUGGACUUUGGAAUCCUUAAUUCAGCGCAAGGAAUCCGAAUCCGGAAUUCCGCUAAGGAUUGCAAUCCGGAAUCCAAAGCGUAGAGUGCAGAAUCCAAGACUCUCUUGGAAUACCUACAUAGGGCUAUUUGGAUCAUUCAUGGGGAAUCGAUUAACAGUCAAAGAUCUGAAGUUUCUUAGUUUAAAUUUCAUUUAAAUACACCCCUCGGCUAUUUCUAACUGAACGUAAAAAAAAAACUUCUCCUAAUCACCAACUGGCGCAAUUAUGUCUUCCUUACAAACGGUAGCGCAUGAGAGGUCAACUAAAGGUCUACUUGAUAAGGACAGAGGUCUUAUUCAGUUUGACGGACAGACCCUUCCAAGGUUUUUUUUUUUUUUUUUACUGUUUUGAUAAGGACCAGUUAGCGAAUGUUCAUCGUCACUACUGGAAACAGCGCGUUUAAAAUUAGUAAACUUGCCAAGUUUGAAAGUGAUACUUCUGAUGCGGGCGAAGAUAAAACUUCACAGAGUCCUGAAAUUUUAUAGGUGUUUCUCAAGUGAAUCAUGGAGGGCAUAAACUUGCCUCCCAUCAUAUAAACGUCUACUAAUUUUCGUGACUUUACAGAACUAUUAAUCGUCGUUAGUUUUCAACAAAUCACUCUCAAACUUGUCAAGUUUACCAAUAAGAAUGUCGAUGGAUUUCGCCAGCAGGUUCAUGUCAAAAAUUGAAAAACCGGCGUGGAAGGGUCUGUUAUUUCACACUUUAAGUUAAAAGUGUUCCUGCUCUUUUGCGGGCUUUUUUUUUUUUGUUAAUUUAAUUCACUGAAGAAAUGUUUGACCUCUUCCUAUCAUAACAAAAAAUUUUCUCUCUCCUUUUCUUGUUAUGUUAUUCCCCGCACGCCGCUAACAGCUGAAUUGGAGGAACUGAAGAAAAAUGUUUCUCGCAUGGCCAGUGAUUCAAAGGUAAGUUAAAAUUGCAAUUAUACGUUCUAGAGUAAGUUGAAAAUCACUGAUGAUAGUUAGAUGAUUAGACUGGUUGUUCAGAUGAUUGGGCGAUUCUUUUUUUGUACGUUGGUGAGUGAGUUGGUUGCCUUGUACUCUAGACAGUUUGCUAUUGGGCUAAACUGGUUGGUCUGUAUAAGGCUAUCAGAGUCCUAUCACUAUAACUGUCUGAUAUGUAGUUUAUUUUUAAGAAUCUAAUAUUCUUCAGCUGGUAACUUUUCCUUCUUUCUAAAGGAGAAAAUUAAAGUGCUUCUCCAAGACAUAGAAAGAAACAGAGAGGAGGUGGCCAAGCUAAAUAAAAAGGUAAUUUCAAAGACACAUGAAGGUAGAUUUGGACGCCAUAUGCUCUCAUGAACGCUUCAUGAGGGAAUGACAAUUUUCUUUUUUUGCUGCAAGCAAACUUUGCUACAGGUUGUGUUUUGUAAAUCCCCGGUAGCCGACCAUCCUCUGAUCCUUUUGAUUUAAAUAGUAAUUUAAUUUAGAUAAUGCCUGGCGUUUUCAAAGUUUAACUGAGCGGUGAACUUUGAGGGGCUUUACUUGUUGGUUAACUGGGUACGUCUAGUCACCUAAUGAACCUUGGUCAUAUUAGUAAUGGGGUGCGUAAAGUACUUUGUUACAUCGACGUUCAAAACGACGCUGCUCCUUAUUUUCUUUUUGUUUCCAUCAGUAUAAUGUGACAGCGCUUUGGCAAGAAAUACGCUCCAACAGAGAGGGUGUGAAACAGAUCAUUGAAAAGGUACUUGGGAAACUGACACUGAUACAAUACAUUCAAACCUUAUAUUUGGCCGCAAUACUUAGGAAAUGGCUAACUGACCACUUCAUACAGUUGGACUGUUAACUAAAGGAUGAGAAUGAAGAGGAAGCGAGAGUAACCGUUCAAUAGACUGAGUUCGCAUUAUAGAUCUUUAUACAAGUUUGACAGUAUUUUUUAAAAGAAUUCAUCUCCGAAGGUGAAAAUUAAAAGAACUCAAAUUUUUUUCUUGAAAACAUUAGGAAAACAUGACGGCGCUUUGGCAAAUGGUUCUAGCAAACAGGAAAAACAUACAACAGCUGCAUCAAAAGGUAACUUCAAGUUGCACAUUUGCUACGACGUAGAAUCCUUCAGGGCCAUAAAAACUGACUUUAGUUGCUACUCAUUUCGCUAGCAUACCGUGCCAUAUGUGACCUAAAAUAGGUAUGUGUUCAUGUCAAGGGUGGAGUUUUAAUCAGGAGUAAAAAUCAGAAGUUUUGUUCGACUACCAAAGGUUACCACAGUUGAACCUCUAUUAAGCGGCCAGUAUCCAAAGUCCCGAAAUAACUGAAGAACAGAAUGAGGAAUUAUAGCUCCAUCAAGCGGCCUCUCUUAUAAGCGGCCGAGGCCAACUUUUGGCCGUCCCAACAAGAGUUCUUCCACUGUUUUCACCUCUCUUAAGCAACCACCAAGCGAUGAUACACUUAGUUUGGCUUGGUCUUAAGAAUAUCAUGCCGGAAAAUGAAGUGCGAGGUACAAGGUAAUUACCAACUGUGGACCAGUAAUACUGCUCCCGUCGCGUGUUUGUUUUAAAAUACACUGUAAAAUGAUGUUUCUGCUAAAGAAUAUUCUAAUUUAUGACGAACCUCCAUCGAGCGAGGGUGGCCGCUUUAUGGAGGUUGAACUUUUGCAUUUAUAAAUAAUUAUCAGUGGAAUAAAUAAUAAGAGUUCCUAGUUUAUAGUAAGUCUAGAUAGGGUAGAGAAUUUCGGCGAAUAUUCCACCAGAAAUUAAGGUGGCAGAAUCGCAAUUCAACCUUGUCUUUUAGCACAUAUUCCAACCAAAAAAUCCCCCCUCCCACAACGACUGAUAUUUUUCUCUUCGUGUCAGAAAAACAUGACAAUGCUGUGGCAACUGGUACAAACAAACAGAGUAAAUAUACAACAGCUGCGUCAAAAGGUAAGAUCUUUGAUGGAAUCCUUACGUAAACAGGCUAAAAAGGCACAAUUGCAAGUCAGUUUACCAUUUAAUUUACUUGGGUUCUCUUGGCUGUAGUUAGUACCUCUGUCUGAUGCAUUUUUUUAGAGAGGCACGGGCCCUUUAGUCUCUAGUUGUUACAAACUGAUCAAUUGGUUAUUACUGUUGAGUUUAAGUGACCCACAAGGGUAUUUCUGGCCCCCCUAAUUUUCGUCAUCUUUACGUCCAAGCUAUUCACGGAAAGUAUGUUUUAACAUUCCCUUCAUAAGAGGCCUGGUCAACUACAGAAAUUGAUUAGUCAUUAAUCUUUUCGUUGGUUUCAAAUCCAUUAUAAGCUUCUUUAUUUACAUUGUGUUCAUAACUGUUUUUUGUACGUAGGUGAUGAACAUAAGUGAACGUCAAGGUCCUAGGGGGGCCGUUGGACCGGCUGGUCCCUCGGGUCCCCCGGGAUACAAUGGCACCCAGGGCCGUCCCGGUGAUACAGGGCCACGUGGACCGUCUGGUUCCGGCAAUCUGACGCAAUGUUCUCACAAGAAAAAGGAAAGUUCCCCGUUUUCCGCGGGAUGGCAUUCUCGAAUAGCGGUCACCGCGGAAGAAACAAAGGUGGGAAUUUCAACAAUUAUAGUCUGAUUAUUUUAACGUCUACGCAUGUGCAGAUACGGGAGAGGUCUGGGAUCUAAACAAGUAUCGUUUACAAAACAUCAUCACAUUUUGGCGAUUUUUAAGGUGGAUUCUGAAUAUUUAAGGUUCCCAUUUAAAGUAAAGGUAGUUUAUUUCAUUCUUCGUUCAAUUCUCGAUUGUAGUUUUGUAAUUUUUUUCUUAUACUUGUUUCUAUGAACAAAAGAAGACGUACAAACGAAGCGUCUCUGCUAAAUUAGUAUCGUUUGCAAAAGGAUUUUCUAAACAUCCUCAAAUUUUGGGGAUUUUUAAGGAGGAUUCUGAAUAUUUAAGGUUCCCAUUUAACGUAAAGGUAGAUUAUUUCACACAUAUGUUAUAGCCCACAAGUAGCGAAACGCGCGGGCUUUUUGACGGCAACAAGGGAUUAAAGUCUAUUGUAGCUUUAACUAGCUAAAUGUUUUUUAUUCUCGAUAUUUUUGACCAACUAGUUGGAUUUUACUAAAAACAAUUAUUCCUGUCGCCCUCAUGGGCUAUUGACUCAGAGCCCAUUCGGGCUCGAGAAAUAAUUGUUAACUACAGCUAUUGGGAUAAGAGAUAAACGACCAAAACAAAUUUAGAGGGGUAAGGGAUAGCUGCAAAAUAUUUCUAGUUCGUGGCAAAAUCAUGUAUUUAAAUGGGCACCGUGAGAAAACUACCGUUAGUGUGCAUUUUCGUACAGACGUUGAGAACCUACAACUUACUUUUGCCUUAAUUCAUUUUUUGCUCUAGGGAUAUAAAUUUCUUGGUGUGAACUGUGACACAAAUGAUGCAAACGUUGUGCAGCUCUCAAGCACACCGCUUUCAAAUGGUUUAAGACAAUACAAGUGUUCUUGUAAAGGUUCUGUUAGUCUUAAUGCCGGAGACACUAACAACAACAAGAACUUGUACUGUUACAUUCACUACUGGGAAUGUCCAGUCUGA